AUGCAGAGCAAUGCUCCGCCGCCUUCAGCACCGCCACUGGCAGCCAUAGAUCGAUUUCUCUACAGCCACAACGUGAACGGGAAUUGCUUUCAGAAAGGUUUGAUUGGAGGGUUGUCUCCGGAAAUUUGCGGCGGUGGAAGUGGCGGAAAGUGGAUUGAGAUUGAAAAGUGCCGGCGCGUGGAGGAAAAAUUAGAAUUAGAGAUAGAAGAAUUAGAAGAAGAAGAAGAAGAAGAAGAAGAAGAAAUUAUGUAUGGAUGGGGAAGAAAAAAUAAUAAUCAUUGUGAAAUGGGUUUCAAGGAAAUGAUGAUUAUAUCACCAAAUAUUAAUGAACUGAAAGUUUGUUCAUCCAAAUUCAAGAAAUUUAAAAAGCGUUCUUCUGCAAGUUUGAUUAAAGGACAAUGGACUGAAGAAGAAGACAGGAAAUUGAAAAGGUUGGUGAAGCAACAUGGAGUGAGAAAAUGGGCACAAAUAGCUGAGAAAUUAGAGGGCAGAGCUGGAAAACAAUGCCGUGAGAGAUGGCAUAAUCAUUUACGUCCUGAUAUUAAGAAAGAGAGUUGGAGUGAAGAGGAAGAGAGAAUACUAGUGGAAACACAUGCAAGAGUUGGUAAUAGAUGGGCAGAGAUAGCAAAAAGCAUUCCCGGAAGAACAGAAAACGCUAUAAAAAACCAUUGGAAUGCUACAAAAAGAAGGCAGAAUUCAAGGAGAAAGAACAAACGCCCUAACUCCCAAAACGGCAAACCCCACUCUUCUAUUCUUCAAGAUUACAUCAAAAGCAAAUACAACCCGGCCGCCGUCACGACUGUUCCCGCUUCCACCUUCUCCGAUGACCCUUCAUCUCAUUUCAACCAUUUCUUCUCCGAAUCAUCUGAUUCUACCUCCAACCUCUCGUCGGCAAUCAUCUCAUCGCCAACGUAUGAUGACGAGCUUCUCUUCAUGCAAAACUUCUUCUCAAACUCAAGCGACUUGUUGCCAUUGCCAUCUGCUGACGAUAGUGCAACGAUGUGGAAUCAAUCUACAGUGGAGUUUGGCUCUGUCGACUCAGAACGGAAAGCGGAGAGGCCGAAGAUUGGAGAUGAGGAAAGCAACGUAGCAAGGAGUAGUCACUUGUAUUCUGACAUGUAUUUGUCGUAUCUUUUGAAUGGGACGAUGAACAACGCUUGUGGCGGUGGCGGUGGCGGUGAGAUUCAGAACAUGGCGGAGCUGCAAGUGGUGGCGGCUGCUGGUGAAGGCUUAUGGGAGAAUUCGCAACAAGGGAAGAGAGAAAUGGAUUUGAUGGAAAUGUUGUCUUUCCAUUCUUAUCCUUGAGUUGAAUUGCUAGCUUUUAAUAGUUUGAACUUUCAAUGGAAAUUUUUGAUGAAGGUUUGGAAUC
Molecule: messenger RNA, 1369 nt
Organism: Cucumis melo (muskmelon)
Lineage: Eukaryota; Viridiplantae; Streptophyta; Magnoliopsida; Cucurbitales; Cucurbitaceae
Product: transcription factor MYB119
Exons: 3
Coding region: 1-1305 (434 amino acids)
Biological process (GO): regulation of DNA-templated transcription
Cellular component (GO): nucleus
Molecular function (GO): DNA-binding transcription factor activity, RNA polymerase II-specific; RNA polymerase II cis-regulatory region sequence-specific DNA binding
Source: RefSeq, a predicted model, not a curated record